Drosophila simulans is the source of this 1994-nucleotide messenger RNA. RefSeq names its product probable G-protein coupled receptor Mth-like 3. The coding region runs from base 170 to 1705 and encodes 511 amino acids. The transcript has 9 exons. Gene Ontology annotation, cellular component: membrane. Gene Ontology annotation, molecular function: G protein-coupled receptor activity. The record is from RefSeq and is a predicted model, not a curated record. Gene Ontology annotation, biological process: cell surface receptor signaling pathway; G protein-coupled receptor signaling pathway. NCBI's taxonomy places the organism in Eukaryota, Metazoa, Arthropoda, Insecta, Diptera, Drosophilidae.
UCUGAAUUUGUGAACACAGAAGACUAGUCUCUUUUUCGACGUGGAACGGAUCAGUCGGCGAAAAAAAACCGCUGCCGCGAAUACACACACUUGUGUAUUUUAAUUAAAACUUUUAGGUUUAUUGGUACUUAAAUUUGUCGCAGCAAAUCAGUUGCUUGUGUAAAAGAAAAUGCGAAUAGUUAUUGGAUCGAUCACCGCAGUUCUUUUGCUUUUAUUGCAAAACUCAAAUGCCGAAAUUCCCGGUUGCGACUUCUUUGACACCGUAGACAUUUCAAAAGCGCAAAGGUUCUCGAACGGAUCGUACCUCUACGAAGGCUUGCUGAUCCCCGCCCACUUGACUGCUAAGUAUGACUACAAGCUCCUGGCCGACGACUCGAAGGAGAAGGUGGCGAGCCACGUACGAGGAUGUGCCUGCCACCUUAGGCCCUGCAUCCGGUUUUGCUGCCCCCAGUACCAUAAGAUGGAUUUGGGCGUAUGCUACGGCGACAUGACGGAGGACGAACUGAACAAGCACGAUCCCUUCGUGAACAUGACGCUCAGCGACGGGUCGGUGGUCAGGAGACACUUCAAGGAGGACCUGAUCGUGCAGUCGGACCUGGCCAAGCCCGGAUGUCCCCGGAUGUACUAUAUGAAUCACGUACUGCCGGGCAACGAAUUCACGCUGUUUGAGAAUGGAUCUCUUCUGCGUCACUGGGACAAUGCGGAACUGAGCAAGCGGGAGUACUGCGUCCAGCAUCUUUCAUUCACAGGUGAUAGUGUCCGAAUUGCACCCCACUUCUGUCCACUUUCGUCUGAGCCCUCGAGAACGUGGAAGACCGUUGCGAUUGUGAUAUCCUUGAUAUGCAUAAUCCUAACGAUCAGCGUGUACCUCUAUGUCAAGAAGCUUCGCAACCUGCACGGAAAGUGUUUCCUUUGCUACUUGGCCUCCUUGUUCCUGGGCUAUCUCUUCCUGAUCCUCAACAUGUGGAAAUACACCUCCGAAUUCUGCGUUACAGCAGGGUUCAUAGGCUACUUCUCCGUCAUCGCCGCGUUCUUUUGGCUUUCUGUCAUCAGUCUUACUCUCUGGAAUUCGUUUAGUGGCAACUCCGGCUGGCUGAACCGUUUCUUGCCACAGGAUCGGUUCCUUUCUUACAACUUAUACGCCUGGGGCAUGGCGCUGCUCCUGACUGCAAUCACAUAUAUAGCUGACCAGGUGGUUGAGAAUGAAGAUUUGAGACCCCGCGUGGGCGUCGGCAAAAAUUGUUGGAUCUACACUGGGGAUAUGACUGUCAUGAUCUACUUCUAUGGCCCGAUGCUGUUGCUAAUCGCAUUCAACAUAACAAUGUUUGUCCUGACGGCUUUUCGUAUAAUGAAAGUGAAGAAGGAAGCCCAAAACUUUACUCAACAGCAAAAAACAACCAAUAGGCUCAACUCGGACAAGCAGACUUACACCCUAUUCCUGCGACUCUUCAUCAUCAUGGGCUUGUCGUGGAGCUUGGAAAUAGUCUCGUUUUUGUUGAGCAAAAAGCAGGCUUGGGCCAAGGCUUUUAUGGUGGCUGACUACUUCAAUUGGUCCCAGGGCACCAUCAUAUUUGUGCUCUGUGUUCUGAGGCCCAGCACACUGAAGCUCCUGAAGGAACGGAUUAAGGGUGGGAGGAAUGAAGUCGGCGCCAGCGAUGAACAUAUCUCACUUCAGAAUACAAAAAUUGACCCCAGUGUUUUUUAAUAUAUGGACGUGCCAUCAAAGCGAGAUCAAAGCAACUUCUACCCGGAUAUGCACAGAUGUUAUAACCACGAAUACUCGGCAUGGAGGAUGAAAUCUCAGGGAAAUCCUUUUCGGAGCAGCACUUACACUCUCUCGCAGUAUUAAUUUUUAAAAUUGGUAUUGCUUGUACUGCCUCAAUUUCUAAAUAUUCAUUUAAAGAACUAAAAAUAAUUAUAUAAUGACUUGUUAUGACAAUGACUAACUAAAAAUGUAAAUUCCUGCAUUUUUUUUUAUAAAUUACGAUUAAUUC